UAAUGAUAAAUAAUGAUGAUAAACCUGAGUUGAUAACACAAGAUGAUACAGAAGAUGAUACAGAAGAAUUAGAUGAAAUAAUGGUUGAAAAAAAUGAUAUUGCUAUCGAAGAACAUGACGAUAUGUUAAUUGAUGGUAAUAUGACGUAUAACAAAUUGAUGACUAAUGGAAUUAUUUCUGAUUUGGAUGGCCAAAAAGGAAAAUGUGUAGAGAAAGCUCCUGCCAUUGAUCAAAAGCAAAGAAAACACAAUUAUCAUGUUAGUUGGGGUGAAAACGUGACGUUAUUGGUUUAA
Molecule: messenger RNA, 293 nt
Organism: Dentiscutata erythropus
Lineage: Eukaryota; Fungi; Glomeromycota; Glomeromycetes; Diversisporales; Gigasporaceae
Source: the annotation of a GenBank genome assembly